Messenger RNA from Talaromyces amestolkiae, 3087 nucleotides. RefSeq lists its product as uncharacterized. Bases 1 to 3087 code for a protein of 1028 amino acids. Gene Ontology annotation, molecular function: protein binding. The transcript has a single exon. The record is from RefSeq and is a predicted model, not a curated record. NCBI's taxonomy places the organism in Eukaryota, Fungi, Ascomycota, Eurotiomycetes, Eurotiales, Trichocomaceae.
AUGGAACCCCUCUGGGGGCAUCUAGGUCAGUCGCACAACGGCCAACGUCAGAAAGCAAGGGCAUACGUGCCUAGCGCUGCCAAAAUGCCUUUUGCUCUCAGUCAUACCUUCCUCGCAUGGACCAUGUGGGCGGCAGUGAGCGUGGCUCAUGUCACAAUCCCUUACAUUCCAACACAUGCCUUCACUUCAUCACAGGUAUCAAACACCAGCGACCUUGUCUACAUCUUCCAACCGAUUAGCGAUCAAUCGGCGGUUCAGCUUCUCGCUCUCAAUUUGUCGUCAACGAUCAAUCCUAGCAGUCCUGAGUAUACUGUUCUCUCCGAUGACGUCCCCUUCUCCGCCGGUGGCGAGGCGUAUGUACCGAUGCUCAACACGAAUGGAUCCAUAAUGGUGUUUUCGGGCAACUGUAACUCAUCACAAGAAGCACCACGCUUGUGGUCAUUUCAACUCGACGAUAAUAGUUCGAUAGGGAAUGGCACAUGGUCAUCAGUAGCAGUCAAUGGAUCAGGCACGAAUAUCACAGGUCCGGGAUACCUCGCCAGCGGGUUUGCGUACAAUUCUUCAAAUGACACUUCCUCCGAGUACUACUCUUUUGGGGGUAUGUGCCCAUUCGCUGAUGGCAACGAGUCGGACUGGACCUCCAACGCAGUCUACUCAAACGAAAUGACUGCAUUGACUGCACAAAAUACGUCGACAAAUUCAUUCAACUACAUCUUACAACAAAGUGAUUCCUCGAAUUCGCCUAUUGCAGAAGCCGGUUAUACCGUCACACCCCUUCAAAAGACGAGCUCGACGACUUCAGGAGGCGUGGUUGUGCAGCAAGAAAGUUUCCUUGUUAUUGGAGGCCAUACGCAGACCGCGUUUCUGAACAUGUCUACUUUGGCUCUGUUUUCUCUACCGCAAGCUAGCUGGUCCUAUAUCUCCAUAGGCGCCACCGUGGAUACAGGUAGAACCGACCUUGCAAUCCGUGAUACCACUGAUAUUGAGCCUCGAUCCGGCCAUAGUGCUGUAAUGUCCUCAGACGGAAGCAAGAUUAUUGUCUAUGGCGGAUGGGUGGGUGACACUAGCACACCGGCUGAUCCACAGCUUGCCAUUCUUGAGGUUGGCGAGGACUAUGGCGGUUCGGGAGAAUGGACAUGGUCAAUUCCGGAGUCUACUGGCUCUGGGCCUGCAUCGGGAUCUGGUAUCUUUGGGCAUGCAACCACGAUGCUCGCUGGAGAUGUGAUGCUGAUCUCGGGUGGAUAUGUGAUACCAGCGUCGUCAGGCACGACGAAGAGAGCUUCCUCGGAAGGAUUUCAGUCAAGCUCCCAGGCAUAUCUUUAUAAUUUGACCUCGAAUUCAUGGGUAUCCACGUAUACGGCUCCAAAUCCUUCGGACACGAAUAUAAGCUCUCAUAGCAGUGGCGCACUUUCUUCCUCUGGCGAAAAAGCCGGACUUGGUAUAGGCAUUUCCGCCGCAGCAAUCGCAGUCGUGUGCAUUGGUUACUUUUACUGGUCAAGAAAGCGAUGGACUCAUCGUCGACAAAGGGACCAAGAAUUACGGAAACUGGCACUCGGUGCAGAACGGUCGAAUAUAUGGGGCGAGCCUGGAAUUGAAUCUAGUUAUCGCGGCCCAAGCGAUGCCGUGCUGCGCAACUCGAUUAUUGAGAAUGUCUACUCUUCUGGGCCGAGUCAUCAGUAUAGUGCAGUACCAGUUCCCGGUAGCAACAAUAAAACGGAAGCUGAAAGAAGUGGAUUGCUUUACGAUGUACCUAGUCCAUCGAGAGGUCUUCGCAGAAGCCUGUCUACUCGACCGCAAAGGGUACAAUCAGCGAACUGGUAUGAGGAUAACAGAAUGAGUUAUAGGGCAGGUGCUAUUCAUCCGAUCGAUGAACAGGAGGAGUAUGAGACACCGCCUGAAGAAGCCUCUGAAAGAAGGCCAGAAAGCGGAAGCUCGGAGAGUAGUACCAACAACCGAUUCUCUGACCCUUUCAAAGAUCCAUCUCCUUCGCCUACACGUGCACCUCUGAUAGCGUUUCACGAGGAGUCAACGCAUCAGCAUGAAGGUGCCGACGAAGCGUCUAUACGCUCAGGCGAGUCUCGGGGCACAUCUCCCGACAAGAGCGAGAGGACGCAUUCCGACUUGUCAGAGUCAUCCAGAUCUGGAAUAUCGGAAUUUUCUAUUCAAAGAUCAAACAUUGGAUCUCAGAGAAGAUCUACACGCCUCUUUCAAUCAACUAUCCCAACGCUGGAACCGUCACAUUAUGAUGAUAAUGGCAGUGGACGCACUUCUCCAGAAAAAAGCUCCCAGCAUGCAGUUGAAGGGAGUAGCAUGAGAUGGCCAUUCGAGCGAUCCGGAACAGUAGACUCACUCUCUACAUCCGCCAGUCGCCACAGACGAACUCCUCUAGAAGGGGACACCUUAUUAGGGUCAGGGCCGGAGUGGUCCACACCUCCAGAGUCACCAUCACGGUUCUCCGAUCGAGAAAACAGACCCAACAGUAACAACUCCCAGACAUGGAUGGGAAGUAUUCGAAAGACCUUCUCCAAUGCCCGCAAAGUUGUCCUAUCGAGUUAUGGUAAUAACUUUCCGGAGGACGAGCGCGCUUCCCCGGCCAUGUUUGAGUUUAACUCCCCUGUGGACUUCGACGAUGACAACGGGCUAUCCCCACAGAUAUCGCGCCGAGCUUCCAGCGCGUCAGUAGUAGCGCAUCAUCAAAGACGGAAACAAGGACCCAAAGACUGGGCCGUAGACGGCCGAUCCUCUCGACAAAGUGCCACCGGCAUGUCAUCCUCAUCGCGUCGCCAAAGUCGUCGCACAAACGAUCUUCUCGACGACAAUGAAGCAGAAGAAGACGAUGCUUUCGACGACCGACUUGAUGUUAUUGAUGAUGACCCGGAUGAGCAUCAUCGCGGAGGUGGCAGUAGUAUCGGUGCAACGGACGACGAGGAUUGGGACGUCGAACUUGCCGCGGAAGGACGAUUAGUUCAGAUUACAUAUACAAUCCCAAAGGAGAGACUGAGGGUUGUUAAUGCUGGGGCUGGUGAUCGCGUUAUUGGUGAUGAUGUCUCGGAGGUGGUCUCUAGGACGUCUCAGGAGGGGAGGUGA